Hyaloperonospora brassicae is the source of this 1512-nucleotide messenger RNA. The record is from the annotation of a GenBank genome assembly. NCBI's taxonomy places the organism in Eukaryota, Oomycota, Peronosporomycetes, Peronosporales, Peronosporaceae.
AUGGUGAGGUCGUCGCGGUCACUGCAUGCCGCGAUGGAAGACGCCUCGUCUCCACGCGUUAGCACGACGCUGAGCUUUAUGAGCAGUAGCAGCAGUGAAGCUGAAGACGGUGAAUAUCGGGACGGUGACGACGCGAACGACGCGGGCGAGGAGCCAGAGCAGCACAAGCGCAACACGGACCACAGCAGUGAUGAUAGCUUGCGUGACGGCGGCACGGAGGUAGUGCCUAGCGCUACUGGUCGCUACCGUGCUCGAAGUGCAGAGCGUCUGGAUGUAUGUGGGGGCAAAGAAAAGCCGUACAGUCGACGUCUGCGGACGUCGACUCGUAAGACGGCACCACAGCGAUGUGAUCGAAAGAAGAGUUCACUAACGCCGCACGGAAGAGACGCGUUUGUCCGAGAAUGCAGCAGUCGCUCGGCCUCUCCGCCGUGUGCAAGUCCAGCCACGUUGCUGAGUGGCAGUCUUGGAUCGACGCUGUCGAUGACUAGUCCCGCGGCGACUCGACUACGUCUACAAGUGAAGAUAGUGCUGCAACGGCUUAAUAUUGUCGAUUGGCCGAUUCACUUUGUCACGACGUACGAUGACUUGCAAACCAUUCGUUGGCUUGGGGCUGGCGUGUCGGCAGAAGUGUACAAGGUUCGAGAUCGAAAAAGCGGACAAGUUUUUGCCAUCAAAAAGUCGAAGCAGGAGCUACGCAACAAGCAAGAACGAGACUUCCGAACACAAGAAAUAGCUGCCUUACAAAAGCUUAACACUGCGCGGCACUACUUCGACCAUAUCGUGCGGCCGUAUCAAGCUUGGCAAGAGAAUGGCUUCUUCUUCUUGCAAAUGGAGAUGUGCGAAGGCGGCACAUUGCAAGAGUUUAUGACGAAGCGAAAUAGCCGAGAUGCCCUCCCGGAAGACCACCUGUGGAUCAUACUCCGGGACAUUGCAAUUGGGCUACAAGUCCUUCACAAACAUGAUAUCGUUCAUCUAGACAUCAAGCCUGACAACAUAUUUAUCACUGAGGACGGGAAGCUGAAGAUUGGUGAUUUUGGCAUGGCGGGCAGCGCGGUGACACAAGCGGACUCAUCGGGCCGAGUAGGGGACCUCGAGGGUGAUGCAAAGUAUAUUGCGAAGGAGCUACUCACGAGCGCUGUUCGACUUCCAUCGGCGGACAUAUUCUGUCUAGGUAUUACGCUGCUGGAGAUCGCUACCGGAACAGCCCUGCCCGAAGCUGGAAAAGAGUGGCAUGAUCUUCGAGAAGGCAAGCUGCCUCGUUUUUCGUCAAUAUACACCGAGGAGCUUUGCGAAACGAUUCGACAGAUGAUGCAUCCUGACGCAACAAGGAGACCCAGCGCAGCCGACAUUGUGAAAGCCUGUAGCACGCAGACUGACAGCAAGCCUGCAAUGUUCCUUAUUGAGCACGCUCUAGAGCAAAAGCUGGUGGUGCCGUCAAAAGUACGCAAUACGAAUCGGUCGGCCCAGAAUGGUCUACAGACUCCUCACAAGUCGUGUCCGCGUAUACCGUAA